Messenger RNA from Chrysochloris asiatica (Cape golden mole), 378 nucleotides. It is a transcript of the gene POLR2I, whose product is annotated as polymerase (RNA) II (DNA directed) polypeptide I, 14.5kDa. The record is from RefSeq and is a predicted model, not a curated record. Gene Ontology annotation, molecular function: DNA-directed RNA polymerase activity; nucleic acid binding; zinc ion binding. The transcript is spliced from 3 exons. Gene Ontology annotation, cellular component: RNA polymerase II, core complex. Gene Ontology annotation, biological process: DNA-templated transcription; transcription-coupled nucleotide-excision repair; maintenance of transcriptional fidelity during transcription elongation by RNA polymerase II. Lineage: Eukaryota; Metazoa; Chordata; Mammalia; Afrosoricida; Chrysochloridae.
AUGGAACCGGAUGGGACCUAUGAACCGGGUUUCGUGGGUAUUCGGUUCUGUCAGGAAUGUAACAACAUGUUGUAUCCCAAAGAGGACAAAGAGAACCGCAUUCUGCUCUACGCGUGCUGAAACUGUGAUUACCAGCAAGAAGCCGACAACAGCUACAUCUACGUCAACAAGAUCACGCACGAAGUGGAUGAACUGACCCAGAUCAUUGCAGACGUGUCCCAGGACCCCACACUACCGCGGACCGAGGACCACCCGUGUCAGAAGUGUGGCCACAAGGAGGCGGUGUUCUUCCAAUCACACAGUGCCCGGGCUGAGGACGCUAUGCGCCUUUACUACGUGUGCACGGCCCCGCACUGCGGCCACCGCUGGACUGAGUGA